Molecule: messenger RNA, 3333 nt
Organism: Penicillium nucicola
Lineage: Eukaryota; Fungi; Ascomycota; Eurotiomycetes; Eurotiales; Aspergillaceae
Product: RNA-binding ribosome biosynthesis protein MAK21
Exons: 3
Coding region: 1-3333 (1110 amino acids)
Cellular component (GO): nucleus
Source: RefSeq, a predicted model, not a curated record
AUGGUCAAAGGGAAAGGAAAGCCCUCUUCGGGCGCAAGCGAUACUGUGCCCGAUGCCAGUGUUUCGGCUCCCGAUGCCCAACCUACGAUCGUCAUGCCAGACGAGAGCGCCUUCGCUGGCCUCCGACAGAAAAUCGAACAACGUUUGCAAAAGCAGAACCAGAACUCCGGCAAAGGAAAAGGAAAGGGAAAAGAUAACAAGCCCCAAGCGCCCACUGAAGAUGCUUCUACAAAGAAAGGAAAGCAAUCACCUGCCAAGCCCAUCAAAAGCCAAGACGCGCAUGGCAAGAAGCGGGAUCGCAAUGGCGAAGUAAUUGCUCGGGAAGAGAAGAAAGGUGGAAAGAAUCAACAAGAGAAGCCCAAGGGCUCCAAGAAGAGCAAUGAUGAUGAGACCCUGCGCCAGGAGAUCCUCGCUAUGGGAGGUACCGAGGAGGACCUCGAUCUUCUUGCUGGUGUCGACUCUGAAUCCGAGGUCGAAGGCGAUGAUUUCAAGGGCAAGGGCGGUGACGAAGAUCUCCGCAAGCAACUUUCCAGUAUGCUGGAGGCUGCUGGCCACGUUGUGCCGGAAGACCUAGAGGAUGAUGAAGUUGAGGAAGAGAGCGACGAGGACGUUGAAGCUGAGGAAAGCGAGAAUGACGCAGAGAUCAGUGACCCAGAAUCAGAUAUUGAGGAGACACCUGCCCCGAAAGACAAGGCCGAAAUUCCUAUCCCCAAAGAAUUCGCCAAGCUGAACGUCGUUCCUCGGGCCGAUUGGUACAACGCACCUCUUCCUCCCCUUCCCCCGACCACCAAGCAGAUGAACGCCCUGCCCCGUCACAUGAUAGACCGUAUCCACGAACUUGGAAACACCCUGCUCCAAGAAGAAAAUGAGCAAUAUGCAGCUGCUCAGAGAUCCAAUGCUUCUUCGUCCCACAAGUUCUACUCGACCAUCAUGGCAUCUGGUACCCUGAGUGAUAAGAUUUCUGCCUUGACUCUUAACGUUCAAGAAUCGCCCCUUCAUAACACUAAGGCAUUGGAGAGCCUCAUUGCCCUCGGAAAGAAGCGUAGUCGUGCGCAAGCAGUUGAGGUUUUGCGAUCCCUGAAGGAUAUGUUCGCCCAGGGUACUUUACUUCCCGGCGAUCGUCGUCUUCGUUCUUUUGCCAACCAGCCUGGUCUCGUUGCUGCUUUCCAGGGUGCUGGUGGUCGCUGGAACGACAAAGACCCUCUUCCCGGUGGCAUUCAAAAGAGCCAUCUUAUUGUCUGGGCCUUUGAGAACAUUGUCAAGGAUCAGUUCUUCGAGGUUCUCAAGAUUCUCGAGAUUUGGUGUAACGAUGAGAUUGAGUUCUCGCGAACCCGCGCUGUCAGUUAUGUCUACGAACUUCUCAAGGAGAAGCCCGAACAAGAGUCAAACCUGCUGCGUCUUUUGGUCAACAAACUAGGAGACCCGGGUAAGAAGAUUGCUUCUCGUGCAUCAUACCUUUUGCUGCAGCUGGAGCAGGCACAUCCUCUGAUGAAGCCGACUAUUAUCAAGUCCGUCGAAGAAGUGCUGUUCCGUCCCGGCCAGAGUCAACACGCCAAGUACUAUGCCAUCAUUACGCUCAACCAGACCAUCCUGAGACAGAAAGAAGAGCAGGUUGCUACUCAACUACUUCACAUCUACUUCGGACUUUUCCUCGUCCUUCUGAAGCGUGAGCCUAAGCACGAGGCUAAGGAGGCACCCAAGCCCAAGGGCAAGCACGGAAAGCCUCACCACAAGGGACCUAAGGGCAAGGAAGACCCUACUAAGGGAGCGGCUCAGGACGAUGAGAUGCGCGAGAAGCUCAUCUCUGGUGUCUUGACCGGUGUCAACCGUGCCUAUCCUUUCACGGACUCGAACAACGAGCGCAUGUCGAAGCACCUUGACACCUUGUUCCGCAUCACCCACUCUUCCAACUUCAACACCAGUAUCCAGGCUCUGAUGCUGAUCCAACAGCUCACGGCAUCUAACCAGGUCGCUGGCGAUCGUUUCUACCGCACUCUGUACGAGUCCUUGCUCGACCCUCGUGUUGCUACAUCUUCCAAGCAAUCUCUCUACCUCAAUCUCCUGUACAAAGCUCUUAAGAAUGAUCUCAACGUUCGACGAGUCAAGGCAUUUGUCAAGCGUAUUGUUCAAGUGCUUGGUCUGCAUCAACCGGCUUUCAUCUGUGGUAUCUUCUUCCUGAUCCGCGAGCUUGAGAAGACCUUCCCCGGCCUUUCAGCUUUGGUCGACCAGCCUGAGGACAAUGAGGACGACGACGAAGAGAUCUUCCGUGACGUUCUCGACGAAGAUGACGAGCAGCCAGAGCCCACUGCCGUGGAGACCAAGCCCAAGGAAUCCACCGUGUACGAUCCUCGCAAACGUGACCCCGAGCACAGCAAUGCCGACCGAAGCUGUCUCUGGGAAUUACUGCCCUACACCACUCACUUCCACCCCUCCGUUUCUCUCAAUGCUGCAAACCUCUUGGAGCACAACCCCAUGAGCGGCAAGCCCGAUCUCACCCUGCACACCCUCACUCACUUCCUCGACCGCUUUGUUUACCGCACACCCAAGGCCUCCGCCGCCUCUCGCGGUGCUUCCAUCAUGCAGCCCCUUGCUGGUGGUGAAGCCGCCGACCGCUUGGUCGAAGCCGGCAAGCAGGCACAGAACGAAAUGCCUCUCAACACCGAUGCAUUCUGGAAGAAGAAGGCUGCCGACGUUGCCGCCGAAGAUGUCUUCUUCCACGAAUACUUCACCCGUGUCAACAAAGACAAGGAGAAGGUUCGCGCGAAGAAGGGCAAGGACGUCAACGCCGCCGCCCGCGACGGAGAGGACGAUGUCGACGGCGCCAGCGACGACGAAGACGAGAUCUGGAAGGCUCUCGUCGACUCCCGGCCCGACCUGGAGGCCGACGGAGACAGCGACGACGACCUGGACAUGGACGACCUCGAGUCUGCCUACGGCUCCGACGACGAAGGCGAAGGCGAAGGCGAGGACUCGGACGGCGGUGUCAUCUUCAACGACGAGUCCGACGUGCCCUCCGACGAGGAAAUGGCCGAGUUCAGCGAACCCGAAGAAGCCGCUCCCGCCCCCAAGACCAAGAAGGGCAAGAAGGCCCAAGAAGAGGACGACGACUCAGACGACUUCGACAUGGACGUCUCCGACGACGAAGCCUUUGUUGACAGCGACGAGGAUCUUCCCUCGGACAUCGAAAUCGGCGGAAUGGACACGGCUCCCGCAGAUGUUCCUGCGCCUGCCGAGUCGGAUCGCAAGAAGCGUCGCAAGCUCAAGCAGCUGCCUACUUUCGCUUCUGCGGACGACUAUGCUGCCUUGUUGGCCGACGACGACGAUGGCAUGUAA